Molecule: messenger RNA, 1215 nt
Organism: Zea mays
Lineage: Eukaryota; Viridiplantae; Streptophyta; Magnoliopsida; Poales; Poaceae
Exons: 1
Coding region: 331-729 (132 amino acids)
Source: RefSeq, marked predicted
GCCAGAUGCAGCUCCAUCUUCUCCAGAGCGCCUAGCCAAGGUCCCUCCCACGAGCGCUCCUCAUCUCCCCCUCCCAUGGCCACGCCGGUGCUCCUGCACCAUCGCGCGCGCCGGCUUGGAGCUCACCGGUGACGGCAGAGCUGGCCGUCCUUGCUCCCUCGGCGGCCUCCCUGCUCCCCUCUCCCUUAUCUCCCAUGGCGCCUGGCCGCAGCUCGGAUCUCGCCCGACCCCAAGCUGAGCUCCAUCCAUAGCCGUCGGUCAGCCCCUGCUCCAUGUCCCACGCGCGCUCCUCCUCAAGCUCAUCCCCAUGGCCGCCGCACCCUCCCCUGCAUGCAGCCGAGCUCCCUACCCGGCUGCGCCCCUAGCACUCCUCGACGUCGGCGUCUUCUCCCUCUCCUCGCCAUGGCGCUGAGCCGACCUGGAAGAUCCGCGCUCGCCAGGUCAUGCGCCGUUGCCCAGCUCACCCCAGCUCCUUGCUUCCAUGGCCACCUCUCCCUGCCCCUCCCCAGCGUCCAGACGAGCCAGCUCGCUCCAGACUCGACCUCGCCGUCGUCUUGGUCAUCGACACCACGCAAUCGUCCACGCGUUGUUGUCCUCGCGGACGCCGCUUCACACCAUCACCCUGUUUUCACCAUCCGUGGCAUCGGUGUCGUGAUGUCUUGGCUGCAGCACCAACGUCCUCGACCUCGCCAAAUACGUUCGCUGCUAGGCCCUAUGUCGUUAGGCUAGUCGACCAUGGUCGUUGCCACACGCGCUUGUCCCUGAUGCACAUCGCGUAGUAUUCGGAUCUCGUCGAUUGACUCCCGCCAUCCGCCGUGCUGUGUGCCGGCGUUCCCUCGCGACAGACCACGCCGUCGUCUAACCUUGUUCGCGUUGCUGCAGCACCAUCGUCAUUUGCCAGCUCCAUCACUAGCCUUUCUUAGUAUUUUUUCCCAACACCGAGCCUCUCUGACCUCGCUGUUCGUCGGUGCAAUUUAUGUGUGUGGAUGAAGAAAGCGAAGCCCGUGUACAUAGCUCGCAAGGUGUUCAGUUGAAAGCUUCACCUGGUGCUUGUCGUCAUUCUUGCGGGAUUCAAGUUUGAUUUAGUAUAGUAAGACGAUUCACUACUCCUGCUAUCGAUUCGAUGUCCGAAUUGGUUAUAUAUAUUUGUCGAUGAUUAUCUUGUUUGCAAUGUAUGCAUUGUGGCGGCAUUAGACAUUUGUUAAAAUGCUUCAU